Molecule: messenger RNA, 2553 nt
Organism: Dictyostelium discoideum AX4
Lineage: Eukaryota; Evosea; Eumycetozoa; Dictyosteliales; Dictyosteliaceae
Exons: 7
Coding region: 1-2553 (850 amino acids)
Source: RefSeq, a predicted model, not a curated record
AUGAAAAGUAGAGGGUUCAUAUUAUUUUUUAUAAUCAUACUUUCAAAUUUAAGCCAAGCAACUCUAGUUGAAUCAGAAUAUAAAUGUUUAUAUAAUUUAUUAAGUAAAAUUUUAAAAGUAUCAAAAAACUUUUAUAAAGAAUCUAAUAAUAGAUAUGCAUUUUGUCAGACUGCUGAUAAAUCAGAUUUUCUUUGGGCACAAUGUUCUGAAGGUUCAGUUGAAAAUAUUUUUUUAGGUUCCAAUAAUAAAAAUGAAUCAUUAAUUGAUAUGGAUGUCAAUGCUAACAAAACAAUUUCAAUUAAAUAUUUAUAUAUUAAUCAAUUAAUAAUUAAAAGAGAUUUUAAUAUUUAUUUUUCAAAUUUUGUUAAUGUCCGAAAUUUUGAAAUUGACACACUCCAAUCAAACUACCAAAUUAAUUAUAUAAAUGAUUUGGUUAGUUUUAAAUGUAAUUUUGAUACAAUUUCAUUUUCUUCAAAUAAUAUACCAUCAAUGAAUAAUAUACUAGUAAAUAAUUUAUAUAUAAAACUACUUUCAAAUUUUAAUAUUGAUUCAUUUUUCAACUUUUCAACAAAUACAAACAUUGGUACUAUAAAAUUAAAUUCAUCAGAUCCAUCAAUGCUUUUUCCAUUUCCACCCCCUUCUUCUGUUCAAUCAUUAGUAAUAAAUUAUCUAAUAGAGAAGCCAUUGAAUUUUAUUGAUUUAUCUAAAUUUGAAAAAUUAAUUUAUUUAAAAAUUCCAAAUGUUGGAGUUUUAUUUAAUGUAGAUGGUGAAUUACCAUUCAUUAAUAUGCAAAAUAUUUAUAAUUUCGAGUUUUCAAAUGGGAAAAUCAAUUAUUUAAAUUGGACAAAAUUACCAACCGAAGUGGGAUAUUUAACAAUGGAAAAUAAUGGUAUGACAGGUACGAUACCAACAAAGUAUCCAGAUUAUUUAUCCUACCUUUAUGUAAAGGGGAAUAAGUUGACAGGAGAAAUUGAUGAAAGUUGGUAUGGUAAAUUAUUUGAUAUUAGUGAUAACUAUAUUAGUGGUGAGCUUCCAUCAUGUUUUAAAUGUCAUUAUUUACAACCAUCAAUUAGCUCAACACUAUCUGGUAAUAGAUUUAAAAAUUUCGAUCCAAAUAAUUUAGAACCAUGUUUAGAUCUAGAAUUAAAUUUAGAAUAUAAUCAUUCUUUCAACAGAUCAUUAACAUUAUAUGGUAAAAAUCUUGGUCUAUUUUUUAAUUCAUUUAGUAUUAGCAGUGUUAAUAAUGCUUUACAACCUUUGCCUAUUGAUAUAUGCAAAGAAUAUAAGAUUAGAAUGCGACCUACAGAACCAGGUGAUGCACCAAAAGCAAUUAAUUUAACUUUUCCUUUUUUACCACAGGGUUCAAAAACAUUUCAAAUCUCUGCAUAUAAUGAAUUUUUACCACAAAUCGAUAGUAUAGUUAGAUAUUCAGAUUAUUUUAUUAUCAGUGGUAAAUACUUUGCAUACAAUCAGAGUGUAACUACUGUUUUAAUUUCAAAUCAUUCAUGUUCAAUUAUAACAAGUAAUUUCAAUGAAAUUCAAUGUUAUCUUUCAAAUUCAAAUCAAAUCAUUAAUAAUGAAGAAUUAAUUACAAGUAUUAUUCAAGUUAUGAAUGUUUCAAGUAAAUUUAAUUUCAGAGUGAAUCAAGCAUGUAAUGGUAAUAAUUGUCCAAUUGCAGAUUGUAAUAAAUAUGGUGAAUAUAAUUAUGAAAGUGGUGUUUGUGAUUGUUAUUCAAAUGAAUGGAGAGGCUAUUCAUGUCAAUUAAAAUCAUUAAAUUGUUUAAGUAAUGAUUGUAGCGGUAAUGGUUAUUGUAAUAAUAUCAUUGGUAAAUGUGAAUGUAAUACAAAUAGAGUAUUCGAUGAUUGUAGUGGUAUAUUAUGUAAUAAUGGUCAUGGUUGUUUUAAUGGAGGUAAUUGUAAUUUUCAAAAUGGAGUUUGCAAUUGUUCAUCCAAAUGGAUUGAAAGUUCAGGAUGUGCAACACCCAAACAAUCAAUUGAUUCACAACAAUUAGUACAAACAAAAAACGAUCAAAUAUUAACAUUAAUUGGUUGGUUUGGUAAUAUUAAUAUAUUUUUAACAGUAUUAAUCGAUGGUAAAAUUUGUGAUAUCAUUUCAAAUAAUAAUGAAACCAUUCAAUGUAUUCCACCAAAUUAUCAUUGUGAUUCCAUAAAGACCUCAUCAUUAGAAUUAUCAGUUUCUCAAAAUAAUUACAUAUGGAAUGGAACUUAUAAUCCAAUAUUUAUUAAUGGCUGUAGUAAUAGUAAUGAAGGCAGUAGUGGUAUCAAUAACAGUUAUAGUAGUAAUAGUAAUGAAAACAAUCAAAAAGAAAAUUCAUCAUUAUCACCCAAAAAUCAAAUUCUAGUAAUAAUCAUAUCAAUUAUAUUAUCUUUAAUUUUAUUAGGUUUAUUAGGUUUAAUUUCCUUUAAAAAAUUAAUCAAAAAAAAUAAUUAUUUGCAUUUAAAUAAUAUUGAAAAUAAAAUAAGGCCGAAUAAAGAUGAUAGUGGUCAACCAGAUGAAUUUUCAAAGAAUAAAAUUAAACUAAUUAACCUUUAG